Messenger RNA from Bipolaris maydis ATCC 48331, 635 nucleotides. Its product is annotated as mitochondrial 54S ribosomal protein bL31m. The record is from RefSeq and is a predicted model, not a curated record. Gene Ontology annotation, biological process: mitochondrial translation. Gene Ontology annotation, cellular component: mitochondrial large ribosomal subunit. Gene Ontology annotation, molecular function: structural constituent of ribosome. Lineage: Eukaryota; Fungi; Ascomycota; Dothideomycetes; Pleosporales; Pleosporaceae.
CCAUCCCAGCACCCUACCAACCACCAUGGCGUCUCCGGUACCCUCAAUGAGCGCAUUACGUGCGCUGCGCCGAUCAAUUCAGCCUCAAAUACAACAGAAAAAUCAAGUGCGACACGCGACACUGCUCCGCCGACCGAAGCGACCGUAUACCUUCACACAACUCAUAACCCUCUCCGACGGAAGCGCCUUCACUGUGCGAACAACGAACCCCCAACCCGUCUACAAGAGCGCAAAAGACAUCCGCAAUUCGCCGCUAUGGAAUCCCAGUUCGCAGAAGCUAUUAAAUGUAGAAGAGGAUGAGGCUGGAAAAUUGGCUGCUUUCCGAGCCAAAUUUGGGCGGGGAUGGGAUGCCGAGACCGACGCCGACAAGGGCAAGCAGACAGAAGAUCAUCUUUUGGACCUCAUCAGCCGCCAGGGCAAGAAGACAGCAGCGCCACCGACAGAUGCUACCAAGGCCCCGCCUGCAAAAGCGCCGGCAUCAGCCCCAGCAAAGCCAGCGGGAAAGAAAUGAGGGAAUGGUGUGUUUUGGAUGGAUUGGCAUUAUGUAUAUGCCAAGGCACUUUUGUACAGUAAGCCACAACAAGAUGGUGAAUUCUAUAAAGCAUCUCAACAAUAUAUCUUCCCUUGCAUCACAA